AUGACCGAGGAUCGGGUUGUAAACGACGACGACAAGUUACAAAUGUCGGAUAACGAUCCGUUGAACGGCGCUGCCGUCGAGGAAGAGCAACAGGAACGAGCCGUCUCUGCAAUGGACAAUAGACAAGAAAAACUGAACUGUCUUCACGGUUUUCUCAGCCUUCGCCGGAUGUUCUAUCUUGUUGGUUACUCUGUCGGACGUUAUCCUCAUGCUUAUCUUGUCGUAGCGCUAUUGAUCUCGAUCAACUCAUUAGGAAUGUAUAGGAUGGUUCUCAAAGAUCGGAUUCGUGACGGGUACACACCAACUAACGCACCUUCUAGAUACGAAACUGAUGUACUUCGAGAAUUCUACAACAUUUCUGGUGAUCCUGCAAUGACGAUAAUGAUUUUGAUGCCCAAAAAUGGGACAACAAUGCACGCAAAGGAGAAUUUAGACGAGGCAGAAAAGCUAUCCAAGUUCUUCCUCAAUGAAUUCAAUGGUACUCGUGACGGACGUGUUCUCCGGUUUAGUGAGCUCUGUGAGCCAUAUUGUCAAAUCAACAAGGUCUUUGAGCUUUAUAAGGAGCUUUUCUUAAAGAACGCAUUUGAUGAUCAGUACAAACUAUGGACCAAUGAAAAGUCUGUCUCAAAAAGCACAAAUCUCUCCUAUCCCCUGGCCACCAUGAACGGAUUUGAUAUUCAUCUGGAGCGCAGUUUGUUUGGAGUUGAACUAAAUCCAAAAUCCGAAGAUAACACCACUGAUCUUGCUCUGGAUCUUCCCCCGCAUCGGGUCAUCACGAAUAUGAAACACGUUGAGGUGAUCGUCUUCAUUUUCCGUGGAGACAGAGAUUCGGCAGAGAAGGAAAAAGAUUUGAGUAAAUGGGAGUUGGAUGCUUAUGAGUGGAGUUUGAACGAGUACAAAAGUGAUAUUGUCGACGUGCAGAUUGUGGGAACCGACGUUCUGGAUAACGAAAUGAUGAAAGACGGAAGGCGGUUGACUCCAUUCUUUGCAGCAGGAUUCGGAUUUGAAAUCACAUUCGUUUCUCUUUGUGUCAUUCUCACUGCUGUCUACCACAACUGUCUGGACCAAGGAAAACUUCUAAUCAGUCUUGGCGCCGUAUUGUGCCCUAUUCUCGCCAUCACCUCCACUUAUGGAAUUGUCUCGAUUCUCGGAAUGCGCACCAACUCAUUCAUGCUCGUUAUGCCGUUUUUAGUUAUGGGAAUCGGCGUCGACUCCUGCUUCCUCAUGAUUCACAGCUGGCAAAAAGAGCGACGUGCGCAGGAGAGUGGCACUGGAAACCGACUUGGAAUGGUUUAUGAGUCCGUUGGUCCAUCAAUCACAAUUACCUCGCUUACCGACUUCCUCUCCUUUGCCAUUGGAGCACUCGCCCCAACUCCGGAAACUCGCCUCUUCUGUAUUGCAUCUUCCAUCGCGUUAGCUCUCACAUACAUUUUACAACUGGUACUCUUCGGUCCUAUUCUAGCAGUGGCCACCAAAUACGAGCACAAGACAACGUCCACUAAUAAUAGCAAAUGGAGAGCAUGGCUCAAGGCGUGUUGGAAAAGAUGUAUCAACAUCUACUGCAAAAUUUUGUCCCACAAAUUAUUUGCUGUUGUCGUGAUGAUUGGAACUGGCAUCUAUUGGUACUUUGCUAUCUAUGGACUUAUGACAAUGAAGACACGUCUGGACGCCGUAAAGAUUCUCCCAAAGGAUUCUCCUCUUCAACGGCCGAAUCUGGUGCUCACAAAUCUUGUGUGGGCCAACUACCACCCGGUCACAAUUCUUGUCAAUGCUCCAUUAGAUCUAGAGAAUCGCCAACAGAUGACUCGUUAUUGGAAUAUGGUUGAUGAAUUUGAACGGAUGCACAAUUGCAAAGGAAAGGCAUCAACACUGCUCUGGCUUCGAGAUUAUGUCAAAUUCUUCUACUAUGGAGAGCCUUUUGAUUUGUUUGCAUUCUUGGGACUCUCCACUCCAGAAGUUCACGAGGAAAUUGAUCCAUAUGAAGCCAAAAUUACAACUGCGAAGCUUCCAGAGUUCCUAAAAUCUCCUUUCUUCAAACAUUGGGAUAGUUUCAUCCAUUAUCAUUACGAAGAAUGGAGAAAAAUCGAAACUAUUCAAAUUUCUUUCAGAGGAAAAAUCAAGCUGGAUCGGUUCAUGAUGAAUGUCGCCUACGAUAACACAUCCUCCUGGGACACGCGUAUUCAGUUGAUGACAGAUUGGAGGAAAGUUGCGCAUAACUACUCGGAUUUGAAUGUGACAGUUUGGGAGCCGAAUGGUAUGUUUGUGGAUCAGAUGCUCAGUUUGGGAAGAACUGCUACACAGACUGGAAUCUGGACAUUGGUUUGUAUGGCUGUUGUCUGCGCAAUCUUCAUUCCCAACCCAUGCUCAAUUAUCACUGCUACUGUAUCAAUUGCUUCAAUUACUACUGGAGUAAUGGGAUUCCUAUCCCUAUGGUCCUUCGAUCUCGACCCCGUUGUGAUGGCGGCUGUUUUGAUGUCGAUCGGCCUGUCUGUUGACUUUAUCGCUCACGUCGCGUACCAUUUCCAGGUUAGGAACACUUCCGCAAACAAGACCUUUUCCCUAAUCCCAACUCCAAACUUGUUCAUUGUUAUAAUUAUUACAGUUGGCACAUCGCAAAGAGAUUCGCAACGGAAAAAUCAAAAAGAUCCCAUUGAAAGGAUCCACGGAACGGUUAGAGCACACGCUCGGAGCUGUGGCAUGGCCAAUGAUCCAGGCUGGUGUCUCAACCAUCUGCUGCAUCCUUCCGUUGUUGUUCCGCGCGCCUGGAGCUCGGCUGUCAAAUGUCCGAUCACUUUGAAAAUUUUCGAAAAUAGCUACUCACCAUCUGUUUUCGUCGCCGCCAUCUUCCUGGUCGUCACAUUCGGAAUGCUUCACGGCCUCUUGAUUUUGCCCACUUUCCUGGCGGCUCUUCCCGAAAGUGUGACCACCGCCAAUUGCUAUCGCGUUUUCUUGUCAUCGUCGUCGGAGCGUAGCUGUCGUUAUGUGCCACGCCGUGACAGUACCAAUAGCAUUGAAAUGCAGAAGAUGGAGCGGAAAGAUCCACUUCUCAAUUGA
Molecule: messenger RNA, 3054 nt
Organism: Caenorhabditis briggsae
Lineage: Eukaryota; Metazoa; Nematoda; Chromadorea; Rhabditida; Rhabditidae
Gene: Cbr-ptr-5
Product: Protein CBR-PTR-5
Exons: 19
Coding region: 1-3054 (1017 amino acids)
Biological process (GO): endocytosis; molting cycle, collagen and cuticulin-based cuticle
Cellular component (GO): cytoplasmic vesicle membrane; plasma membrane
Source: RefSeq, a predicted model, not a curated record